CACGAUGAUUCAAGGUUGACAGCUUGACACUGAUAGUCUGACUUUGACACCUUACAAGAUUCCUAGUACAACACUCGUUGGUUGAACCCCCGAAGGUGCUGUGGUUCUUGUAUCAUCAACUAUAAUUCGGCCUGACAGAAGAUUAAAAUCCUAACGGUAUGGCCAAUCAUGUAAUUCAGUGUCAACGUACAGAUACCAAAAAUAGGAGAGUAUACAAAAACUGGUUUGUCAUCGCUCUGUCAGGAGUGUCAUGUGGUGGUAAAACUACCAUUGCAGAGAAACUCCUAAAGGAUGUUCCAGCAAGUAGGAUUCAUCUUAGUCAGGAUGAAUACAUUCUUCCAAAUGAUUAUAAAGGUCAUUUGAAGGCCCCUGAACCUCUUACUGGAUACAAUAAGGAUACACUUAACAGCAUUGAUAUGAACAAAAUGAUGUCUGAUAUUAAUUACAUAAUGUUGAAUGAUCCAGCAGAUAUUGAGGUAAGCAGUUCACUACAUUCUCGUGACAGGAAGGAAGUUAUUGGUUCAGCUGUAAAGUCGCCAAGACCACCAUUUCAUGGAUUUUUAGGAGAAAACUCAUUAUCUCCAGUACUGAUACUUGAUGGCUUUCUUUUGUUAAAUCAUUCUGAUAUACCUCCACUAUGUGAUAAGAUGUAUUUUAUAACUCUCACAAAAGAGGAAUGUUGGGAAAGGCGCAAAAGACGUACCUUUGUGUCGCCCGGCAUGGAUGCUGAAAGUUACUUUGAAUUUUGUAUGUGGCCAAAAUAUUUAGAACACUUCCAGGAAAUGUGCAGUCUUGUUAAGAAUAUAGAUUUCAUUGAUGGGUCUGACCCUUUGGAAGAUACUUACAAACAUAUUUUCAAAGACAUAUUGGGUAGUUUAGUUUGAACUAUUAUUUUUUUUCAUCAGCAGCACAUUCCAUUAACUGAAUAGACAAUAUUUUCUAUAGUUGAAGUUUUUUAUAUAAAAAAUUUUCAUUAAAAAUUUUUUUUUUUACAAAAUUCAAGUGUAUAUUAUGUUAAAAAAAAAUUUAAAAACACAUUGGGUUAAUUCUGUAAUUUCCUAAUCCUUCAUGGUGUAAAUAAAUACAGAAUGUUGAAUUGGCAACCCACUUGUCCAAAGCCUUGGGAGUUUUUCAACUACCCCAAAAGUAUUGAACGUGCAAGUCUGGUGUAAAAUGACUUUUCUUCUCUACCAGAUCAUAACCUAAGGUUUAACUAUAUUGCUGACAAAAAGUUGUCUGGGAGAGGGAUAUUUUGGUUGUAAUGUGGUAGUUAUUGCAGGUGUAUCUAAUUUUAAAACUGAAAAUAUCACUAUCUUAGUCUUGUUAGUGUUACAACCUAAGUUUCUCUACAUUAAGUGAUCAUUUUCCUAUCAAGUGUCCAGAUGUUUUUCUGCUCUACUACAGUCAAUUUGGCCAGUUGCAAAUAUGCAUAAAUUGGGAGCAUUUGUAAAAUUGCACUUAAGGUCAAGUUCUGUGAAGAACUCUUACACACUUCUUCAGUGUUUUAGUCAGUAUACAUGUUCUUUACAUUAACAAGCAUUAUUAUUUCAAUUUUGUUUUCAUCCAAGAGCAUGUGGAGGGAAUAGCAAAGUACUGUAAAUUAUGCAGCAAAACAAUAUUACUAGGCUAUAAAGGAGUUAAGUAAAAUGCAUUCUUCCUAAAAGGUUACAUAUAUUGAGGAACAUAAAUACGUUUGUAUACAUAACUGUGGUGUAUGUGCCUAUAAUAAGAAAUGCCAAAUAUGUCUACAACACCAAUGCUUUAAGCUUUAGGGUCCCAAGUGUACAAAAAGCUAGGGUACAAACAUUAUCUCAUACACUCAAGGGUCUAGAGCAAGACUUCCAGGAUUCCUCUAGCCAUCACUAGCAAUUAAGAGCAAUUUUUAUUUUUACAAUUUGGACUAUGCGCAAGGCUACAAAGUUCAUUGUAUUAAUGGCUUACUUCUAUUUAGCACUUCUUACAAAACUGGUUUGUUUUGGUAUCACAGCACAUUAAGACCGAAAAUACUGUGCAAGCUCCUUUUUUUUGUAUAAAAUUCUUCUUUACAAA
Molecule: messenger RNA, 2049 nt
Organism: Macrobrachium nipponense
Lineage: Eukaryota; Metazoa; Arthropoda; Malacostraca; Decapoda; Palaemonidae
Product: nicotinamide riboside kinase 1-like
Exons: 2
Coding region: 159-884 (241 amino acids)
Cellular component (GO): cytoplasm
Molecular function (GO): ribosylnicotinamide kinase activity
Source: RefSeq, a predicted model, not a curated record